Molecule: messenger RNA, 2244 nt
Organism: Pan troglodytes (chimpanzee)
Lineage: Eukaryota; Metazoa; Chordata; Mammalia; Primates; Hominidae
Gene: CCNYL1
Product: cyclin Y like 1
Exons: 10
Coding region: 384-1463 (359 amino acids)
Biological process (GO): regulation of cyclin-dependent protein serine/threonine kinase activity
Molecular function (GO): protein kinase binding
Source: RefSeq, a predicted model, not a curated record
CAGUCGGUAGGCGGCGGCGGAAGGAGGAGGAGCUCCAGCCGCGCUCUCUCCCGGCAGUGGCUGUGCUUCACAGCGCUUGUUGGGUUCCCCACCCCUUUUAAAUAAGCCGGGCUGGUCACCGCCCUCGCAGACGAGUCAGCUCAAGGGAGGCGGCGGCAGCGCGGCGGUGGGGGUGCGGCCGAGGCCCGAGCCCUGCCCGGGGCCGGGCCGCGGGGCGGGCGGGCGAACCGCGGGCGAGGCGGCGUCUGCUUGCGCGGUGCAGCCCCAGCGUAGCCCGGGGCUGCCGGUGCCGGCCGCGCCAUUGUUGGGGGAGGGGGCGGCUGUUGAGGGCGGCGGAGUAGGGGGCGAGCGAAGGCGGUGGCAGAGAGGAGCGGAGGCUUCCCAUGGGGAACACGCUGACCUGUUGCGUGUCCCCCAAUGCCAGCCCCAAGCUGGGCCGGCGCGCGGGGUCGGCGGAGCUGUACUGCGCGUCCGACAUCUACGAGGCGGUGUCCGGGGACGCGGUGGCGGUAGCGCCCGCUGUUGUGGAGCCUGCCGAGUUGGAUUUCGGAGAGGGCGAGGGCCACCACCUGCAGCACAUCAGCGACCGUGAGAUGCCCGAAGAUUUAGCUUUGGAGUCAAACCCUUCUGACCAUCCAAGGGCAAGCACAAUUUUCCUGAGCAAAUCUCAAACGGAUGUGCGAGAAAAGAGGAAGAGCAACCAUUUAAACCAUGUAUCUCCAGGGCAGCUUACUAAAAAAUAUAGCUCAUGCUCAACAAUAUUUCUAGAUGACAGCACAGUCAGCCAGCCUAAUCUUAGAACCACAGUAAAAUGUGUGACCUUAGCAAUAUAUUACCACAUAAAGAACAGAGAUGCAAAUAGAUCCCUGGAUAUUUUUGAUGAGAGAUCACAUCCACUUACACGAGAAAAAGUUCCAGAGGAAUACUUUAAGCAUGAUCCUGAGCACAAAUUUAUUUACAGAUUUGUUCGUACUCUUUUUAGUGCUGCACAGCUAACAGCUGAAUGUGCAAUAGUAACUUUGGUUUACUUAGAAAGGCUUUUAACUUAUGCUGAAAUCGACAUUUGUCCCACCAACUGGAAAAGGAUUGUUCUGGGAGCCAUUCUUCUUGCCUCCAAGGUUUGGGACGAUCAGGCUGUAUGGAAUGUGGACUACUGCCAGAUCCUCAAGGACAUUACAGUUGAGGACAUGAAUGAAAUGGAAAGGCAUUUUCUGGAGCUUCUUCAGUUUAAUAUUAAUGUUCCUGCCAGUGUUUAUGCCAAAUACUACUUUGACCUUCGCUCCUUAGCAGAUGACAACAACCUGAAUUUUCUAUUUGCUCCUCUUAGCAAAGAAAGAGCACAGAACCUAGAGGCUAUUUCUAGAUUGUGUGAAGACAAAGACUUGUGUAGAGCCGCUAUGAGAAGGUCUUUCAGCGCUGAUAACUUCAUUGGUAUUCAGCGCUCUAAAGCCAUCCUCUCUUAAAAGGAGAAAUGAGGGGUUAUAACGUCAUGGGACCUUCAUCUACAAAGACUGGAGAAAUACCACCUUUCCUGCUCAAAAACCAGCAAAAUUAGUGUUUUCAUCAAAAGGAAAGAUCUCAAAUUCAAGAGACUCAUGGACAACAAGGAUUAUACUCCACAGGAAAGAAUGGGACCUUGUCAAUGCAACAAAACACUCUUCUGUCCUUUUUAAUGUAAACAGAGUUACAAAAACCACUCCAAAGUGAAGGCUCCCAUCCUACACACAGAUAUUUGCUUACUGUGUGGGCCGAUAGCUGUGAACUAUGUAAGGUUUUUUAAACAAUAGUUUAAAUUUUUAGACUUUAAAGACACUAACCAUAUAACUUUUGUUUCUUCCAGUUUUUCUCCCUCGCCCCGCAUUUUGCUGCAUAUGCCUUUAAAAUCAAUGCAGUAUUACCAUUAAAACAUGGGACUCUAACUAAAGCCACUUAGGAGCAGACUGCAGCAUUGUUAGGUACUGAAGGGUUCUUCCUCCCUACUGUUACCAUUGAAGCUGCUAGUCAUUGGCAAUCAUUUUAAACCAAAAAGCUGCUGGAUAACAUUUGUCAUUCAUAUUCUUUGCAAGCAUUACUUUAGCAUUUUAGCAUGUUUGGGGUCAUAAACAGAGGAAGUAUCAGUUAUUGAUAUCUACUUCUUUUGGAGUCCAUGUUGCAUUUCUUGUGAACUAUAAAUGGUGCUUCUCAUUUUCUGAUAAUUUUUCUCUUGCUAAAUAAAUGUAUUAAAAGAUAUUUUCAUAAUGCCAA